Molecule: messenger RNA, 2874 nt
Organism: Debaryomyces hansenii CBS767
Lineage: Eukaryota; Fungi; Ascomycota; Pichiomycetes; Serinales; Debaryomycetaceae
Product: glutamine amidotransferase subunit
Exons: 1
Coding region: 1-2874 (957 amino acids)
Biological process (GO): proteolysis; glutathione catabolic process
Molecular function (GO): protein binding; peptidase activity
Source: RefSeq, a predicted model, not a curated record
AUGGCGUUCAACGGUAACAUUCAUGAAGCAGAGUAUGUACCAAUUCCAGCUAGAGUGCGGUUACCCAUAAAUAGUACUUCGGAGUCGUCAGUGUCUACACCAGCACGAAUUCCGACACCUGUCAAAUCACCUAAUUUGACCGUUGCUAAUUUGAGCAGCGAUAACUCAACAAAUGUGCCUGUGGACAGAUUUCCUAAUUUAAUCCAUAAAUGGUCGCAUACUCACUCGAUUUUAUGUGUUGUUCCUUCUCCGAAACGUAAUUUGAUAUUCUGUGGGACACAGAAUUCGAAGAUUUUAGUCUUUGACAUAGUUAACUACAGUUUAAAGUACGAAAUCAAGUGUGGCAAUUCAGAUCAUUCAGCAUCAAUAUUAUGUUUAACGAUAGACGAAUCAGAGGACUAUUUAUUCAGUGCUGGGUCAGACUCGUUGAUUAAGGUGUGGGAUCUAUCCAUGGUUAAUGACAACACCAACUAUCCUAUACAUUGCACUCAUAUUAUUUACCUGCUUGUCGAUAUAGGUGACGUUUUUUCUAUAUGCUGGUCUGAUGCUUUAUCGACAUUAUUUAUUGGAGCCCAAAAUGCAUCUAUCUUAUGGUGUAAAUUAUAUUUAUAUUCCUCAACUAUUUCUGAUAGUCAGUCCACAAUCGAUAGAAUGCCGCAUUUUAGAUACGAUAAGUUUUUUGAUUCAAAGGGACCGGGUGGCUCAAUUAAUAAUUUGCAAUCAAAACACCAGAUUUUAAAGUCGACUUCUCUUGAGACAUCGAAUAGCGUAUCACCUAAAUUAAUUGAAGUUAACAAUGAUGAUAUUAUCAGAUUUGCUCAUAAUGGGUAUGUUUAUUGUAUGAAUUACUUUAAUGUUGAAGACACUUCAAAUGACUUCACUAAAAACUACCCAACACAGUUUGCGAAUUUAUUAAUUACCGGUGGAGGGGAUGGGCUAGUUAUUAUCUGGGGCGUUAGCUGUACUAAUAAAAAAGUAUCUCUUCAAAAGUUAAAAAUAUUAAAGAACAAUGAGUCAGUUUUAUCCAUGUCUAUUCAAGACUCUUACUUGUACGUUGGCUUAUCAGAACCAUGUAUCAAUGUUUGGGAUUUAAUGACAUUCCAAUUAAUUCGAUCAAUUCAUUUCUCCAAUUCUCAACAGGUCAAAAAUAAUUACGAUGAAGUCUUGAGUUUGGGGAUAUAUAAUGAUUGUAUUUUUAAAGCAUCAAAUUUAGGCGGAUUAAUAAAGUUUUCCUUGAAAACUGAUCCCCCAAACAUGGUUCCUAGCGACCAUGGAAAUCUUAAUCCGGAUAGAUCAUCGAUGGUGGUUAUUACCGAAGAAGACGAUAAGUAUAAUGCGGAAUUCAAUAAAUCCAGUGUUGAAAAUGGAAGUGUACUUGCUGUAAAAAUUUUUACUUCGACAACAGGUGUCACUUAUUUGGUUUCUGGAGGCCAUAAAGCACUUUGUCUUUGGGAUAUUACUAAUUUGGGAAGUACUAAUAGACAUCUUUCAGACGCCAACAGCUUAUCGUCUAAUUUGGUGGAUAACGAAAAUUUGUUAAAAUCUUUAAAGAGAUUUAUCUCAUACAAGACAAUUCUGAAAUUUCCUGCGUUAUACUUAGAAGAUUCUCGUCGUUGUUCUCAAUUUUUAACAAAUUUAUUAGUAAACUUAGGUGCAACUGUAACUAAAUUGUUACCAGUGCCUAAUAGUAAUCCUGUUGUUUAUUCAUGCUUCUCAAGCAAUUCUCCAGAUAGACCCAAACAAGCGAAGAGAAUUCUUUGGUAUGGGCAUUAUGAUGUUGUUGAUGCAACGGCUGAUUCAAACUCUUGGUCAACCGAUCCAUUUUGUCUCACUGCAAGAGAUGGUAAUUUGUAUGCUCGUGGGGUUUCUGAUAAUAAGGGUCCUAUUUUGGCUGCAAUAUAUGCGGUAUCAGAAUUAUUUCACAACAAGGAACUUAGUUGUGAUGUUGUAUUUAUAAUCGAGGGUGAGGAAGAAUGUGGUUCUAUUGGAUUUCAGGAUGUGAUUCACGAAAAUAAGGAAUUGAUUGGAGAUAUUGAUUGGAUUAUGUUAUCUAAUUCGUAUUGGCUUGACGAUGAAACGCCUUGCCUCAACUAUGGUUUGAGAGGAGUUAUCAAUGCAUCUAUCACAAUAAAUUCCGAUAAACCCGACAGACAUUCUGGUGUAGAUGGGGGCGUCCUGAAAGAGCCAACAAUGGACUUGAUUCAAAUCCUAGGUCAAUUAAUGAAUCCAUUUAAUAACAAUAUUAAGAUUCCUAACUUCUAUGACGAUGUGCUAUCAUUAACCGAUAGAGAAAUAGAAAUUUAUCAGAAGAUUGAGAACACAGCGUCUACGAAGAAUAUUAAGAAUCAAGAUUUUAAGUCUUUAAUGGCGAAGUGGAGAAACCCUUCAUUGACUAUUCAUAAUAUUCAAGUCUCAGGCCCAAAUAAUAAUACUGUCAUUCCUCAGCUGGCUAAAGCAUCUGUUUCAAUUCGUAUAGUUCCUAAUCAGGAUCUAGAAAAGAUUAAAAAACUGUUGAUUAAGACAUUAAAUGAUUCGUUUAACAAACUAGAAACUGAUAAUCAUUUACUAAUAAACAUUUUCCACGAAGCUGAACCCUGGCUUGGUGAUCCAUAUAACUUGGUGUAUAAAAUUCUUUAUGAUAAAAUUCGCUCGAAUUGGGGGCCAGAGGUUCCUGAACCAUUAUUUAUUCGUGAAGGAGGUACGAUUCCCUCGAUUAGGUUCCUAGAGAAGUGUUUCAAUGCAUGCGCUGCCCAAAUUCCAUGUGGACAAGCGAGUGAUAAUGCCCAUUUAAAAGAUGAAAAAUUGAGGAUUCUUAAUUUGUUCAAGUUGAGAGAUAUCUUGGCUGAUACAUUAAAAGAAUUAGGCAGUAAAUAG